Chinchilla lanigera (long-tailed chinchilla) is the source of this 766-nucleotide messenger RNA. RefSeq lists its product as uncharacterized. The record is from RefSeq and is a predicted model, not a curated record. Bases 1 to 747 code for a protein of 248 amino acids. The transcript has 3 exons. Lineage: Eukaryota; Metazoa; Chordata; Mammalia; Rodentia; Chinchillidae.
AUGACAGUCAAGAGAUCUGGGCUCCAUUCCCGGCUCUACCACCGGGCUGCGGUGCGUGCCUGUGCCGCAACGACUUACUCUAGCAGGGCGCUCUCGGAUCCCCGGCUUCACGGCGUGCUCCAGGACGCCUACCCACAAGCUCAGGAUAGGGGUCUCUCCCCGGCCAACCUCGCCCAGGUAGCCCCGGCCCUGGGGCGUUCCCACCGCCCGCGCCGGCCUGGCCAGGAGACUGCGACCCACACCCGCGGGGCCCGCGGACGUAGCACACCCCCUGGUGGCGGCAUCCGGGGAUGGAGCCGGCACCCGACCACUCAUUCCAAGCCCACCAGCGUCCCUUGCAACGCAGGACCCCACCACGAGCGCUCAGGGGUCGAAACCCAAGCAGAGGGCGGCGGGACACCAGAGCGAGGCCAGGCCCCGCUUGUCCGGCUUAGCUUCCCCCAAACUGCUCGAACCCCCGAGCACUGCCCGCCACGCCUCGAGGAAACGCAAGGAGGUGAGCCCAGUGACAACCGGAGGACACGACAGAGUGUCAUCAUGCCGAGCAUGGAAACUUCCACCCCCAGCUCUGGCACCAAGGAGAUUUCAACAGAACCAGAUUUUCCACAUUUCCUGGGCCCGCUGAUAGACCAAGGCCUGGCUAAACAUUUCCUGGCUGUUGUUCCCUUUUGUUAUAAACGGAAAUGCUGCUGCGCAAAGCGGGUGGAGCAGGCUAGCUCCCCUCCAACUUGGCCAAAUUGUGAAUAAACUCAGUUUUUCAUUUUUA